Molecule: messenger RNA, 3576 nt
Organism: Puma concolor (puma)
Lineage: Eukaryota; Metazoa; Chordata; Mammalia; Carnivora; Felidae
Gene: SMC2
Product: structural maintenance of chromosomes 2
Biological process (GO): chromosome organization
Cellular component (GO): chromosome
Molecular function (GO): ATP hydrolysis activity; ATP binding; protein binding
Source: RefSeq, a predicted model, not a curated record
AUGCAUGUUAAGUCAAUCAUUCUUGAGGGAUUUAAGUCCUAUGCUCAGAGGACUGAAGUCAAUGGUUUUGACCCCCUCUUCAAUGCUAUCACCGGUUUAAAUGGUAGUGGGAAAUCCAACAUAUUGGACUCCAUCUGCUUUUUGCUGGGCAUCUCCAACCUGUCUCAGGUUCGGGCUUCUAAUUUACAAGAUUUAGUUUACAAAAAUGGGCAGGCUGGUAUUACCAAAGCCUCCGUGUCAAUCACAUUUGAUAAUUCUGACAAAAAGCAAAGUCCUUUAGGAUUUGAGGUUCAUGAUGAAAUUACAGUAACGAGGCAGGUGGUUAUUGGUGGUAGAAAUAAAUAUUUAAUCAAUGGAGUAAAUGCAAACAAUACCAGAGUACAAGAUCUCUUCUGUUCUGUUGGCCUUAAUGUUAACAACCCUCACUUUCUCAUCAUGCAGGGCCGAAUUACAAAAGUAUUGAACAUGAAACCUCCAGAGAUUUUAUCCAUGAUAGAAGAAGCAGCUGGAACCAGGAUGUAUGAAUACAAAAAAAUAGCUGCCCAGAAAACUAUAGAAAAAAAAGAGGCUAAGCUGAAAGAAAUUAAGACGAUACUUGAAGAAGAGAUUACUCCAACCAUUCAAAAAUUAAAAGAGGAAAGAUCUUCCUACUUGGAGUACCAAAAAGUAAUGAGGGAAAUAGAACAUUUGAGUCGUUUAUAUAUUGCUUAUCAGUUUUUGCUGGCUGAAGAUACAAAAGAACGCUCAGCUGAGGAGUUAAAAGAAAUGCAAGAUAAAGUUGUAAAGCUUCAAGAAAAAUUGUCUGAGAAUGAUAAAAAAAUAAAAGCACUUAGCCAUGAAAUAGAAGAGUUGGAAAGAAGAAAAGAUAAGGAAAUUGGAGGUAUACUCCGAUCUUUAGAAGAUGCUCUUGCAGAAGCUCAGCGAGUUAAUACUAAAUCUCAAAGUGCCUUUGAUCUCAAGAAGAAAAAUCUGGCAAGUGAAGAGAACAAACGCAAAGAGCUGGAAAAAAAUAUGGUUGAGGAUUCUAAAACUUUAGCAGCAAAGGAAAAAGAGGUUAAGAAGAUAACAGAUGGGCUGAAUGCUCUUCAGGAAGCAAGUAAUAAAGAUGCUGAAGCUUUGGCUGCGGCACAGCAGCACUUCAACGCUGUUUCCGCUGGACUGUCUAGUAAUGAAGAUGGAGCAGAAGCAACUCUUGCUGGUCAAAUGAUGGCCUGUAAAAACGACAUAAGUAAAGCUCAGACAGAAGCCAAACAGGCUCAGAUGAAGUUGAAACAUGCCCAACAAGAAUUAAAGACUAAACAAGCUGAAGUUAAGAAGAUGGAUAGUGGCUAUAGGAAGGAUCAAGAAGCUUUAGAAGCUGUGAAGAAACUUAAAGAAAAACUUGAAGCUGAAAUGAAAAAGCUAAAUUAUGAAGAAAACAAAGAGGAAGGACUUCUGGAAAAGCGCAGGCAGUUAUCUCGUGAUAUCAGUAGAUUGAAAGAAACAUAUGAAGCUCUCUUAGCCAGAUUUCCCAAUAUUCAAUUUGCCUACAGGGAUCCAGAGAAGAACUGGAAUAGAAAUUGUGUGAAAGGACUUGUAGCUUCUCUGAUUAGUGUGAAAGAUACUUCUGCAACGACAGCUUUAGAAUUGGUGGCUGGGGAAAGGCUCUACAAUGUUGUAGUAGACACAGAGGUGACUGGAAAAAAGCUACUAGAAAAGGGGGAAUUGAAGCGUCGAUACACUAUAAUUCCACUGAAUAAAAUUUCAGCCAGAUGUAUUGCUCCGGAAACUCUGAGGGUCGCACAGAAUCUUGUUGGCCCUAACAAUGUUCAUGUAGCUCUUUCCCUUGUUGAAUACAAACCAGAACUUCAGAAAGCAAUGGAAUUUGUCUUUGGAACAACAUUUGUUUGUAAUAAUAUGGAUAAUGCAAAAAAAGUGGCCUUUGAUAAAAGGAUAAUGACCAGAACUGUUACUCUAGGAGGUGAUGUAUUUGAUCCUCAUGGAACAUUGAGUGGAGGUGCUCGAUCCCAGGCAGCUUCUAUUUUAACCAAGUUUCAAGAACUCAAAGGUGUUCAAGAUGAGCUGAGAAUUAAGGAGAAUGAGCUACAGGCUCUAGAUGAGGAAUUAGCAGGUCUUAAAAACACAGCUGAAAAGUAUCGCCAACUAAAACAGCAGUGGGAGAUGAAAACUGAGGAGGCAGAUUUAUUACAAACCAAGCUCCAGCAAAGCUCCUAUCACAAGCAACAAGAAGAAUUAGAUGCCCUUAAAAAAACCAUUGAGGAAAGUGAGGAGACUUUAAAAAACACCAAAGAAAUUCAGAAAAAAGCAGAAGAAAAAUAUGAAGUAUUGGAGAAUAAAAUGAAAAAUGCAGAAGCUGAAAGAGAGAGAGAACUGAAGGAUGCUCAGAAAAAACUGGAUUUUGCCAAAACAAAAGCAGAUGCUUCUAGCAAGAAAAUGAAAGAAAAACAACAGGAAGUUGAAGCUAUCACUCUGGAGCUGGAAGAGCUCAAGAGAGAGCAUGCAUCCUAUAAACAACAGCUUGAAGCUGUAAAUGAAGCUAUCAAAUCCUAUGAAGGUCAGAUUGAAGUAAUGGCAGCUGAGGUGGCUAAAAAUAAGGAGUCCGUAAAUAAAGCUCAAGAAGAGGUGACCAAGCAAAAAGAAGUGAUAACAGCCCAAGACAAUGUAAUUAAAGCUAAAUAUGCUGAAGUUGCAACACACAAGGAACAAAACAAUGAUUCUCAGCUUAAAAUUAAGGAACUGGACCACAACAUCAGCAAACAUAAACGGGAAGCUGAAGAUGCUGCUGCAAAGGUCUCCAAAAUGUUGAAGGACUAUGACUGGAUUAAUGCAGAGAAACACCUCUUUGGGCAACCUAAUAGUGCCUAUGAUUUCAAAACCAACAACCCAAAAGAAGCUGGUCAGAGACUUCAGAAGUUGCAAGAAAUGAAGGAGAAACUAGGAAGAAAUGUCAACAUGAGAGCUAUGAAUGUACUGACAGAAGCUGAAGAGCGGUAUAAUGACUUGAUGAAGAAGAAGAGAAUUGUAGAAAAUGAUAAAUCCAAAAUCCUUGCAACUAUAGAAGACCUUGACCAGAAGAAAAACCAAGCCCUAAAUAUUGCGUGGCAAAAGGUUAACAAGGACUUUGGGUCUAUUUUUUCUACUCUUUUGCCUGGUGCUAAUGCUAUGCUUGCACCACCAGAGGGGCAAACUGUAUUGGAUGGUCUGGAGUUCAAGGUUGCUUUAGGAAAUACUUGGAAGGAAAACCUAACUGAACUUAGUGGUGGUCAGAGGUCUUUAGUGGCUUUGUCAUUAAUAUUGUCCAUGCUCCUCUUCAAACCUGCUCCAAUUUAUAUCCUGGAUGAGGUAGAUGCAGCCUUGGACCUUUCUCACACCCAAAACAUCGGACAAAUGCUGCGGACUCAUUUCACGCAUUCUCAGUUCAUUGUGGUGUCCCUAAAGGAGGGUAUGUUCAACAAUGCAAAUGUCCUGUUCAAAACCAAGUUUGUGGAUGGUGUUUCUACAGUAGCCAGAUUUACUCAGUGUCAAAAUGGAAAGAUUCCUAAGGAAACUACAUCCAAGGCAAAAGGACCCAAAUGA